Molecule: messenger RNA, 375 nt
Organism: Paramecium pentaurelia
Lineage: Eukaryota; Ciliophora; Oligohymenophorea; Peniculida; Parameciidae
Source: the annotation of a GenBank genome assembly
AUGAGACAUAAAUCAAAUGAAUUAGCCAAUCUUUUAAUUCCUAAUUAAUAACCAUUCUCAUUUAAACCACGUUUCUCUAAACAUAAGAAUUUUUAUACCAAAUAACCAAUAUUUGAUUUGCAUUAUAUAACUCCUACUCAAUAAUAUGCUAAAAUUAUACUUAAUAAGAUUUGUCAUAUAAAUAAAAAGGCUAUUGUUAAUGAUAGAUCAGAAUCAUCAUAUUAAAAGCGAAAACAUUUUUCAGUAGAUGUGGCUUUUACAUCAAGAUAAUCUAUAUAGAAAAAAUAAAUCAGAAUCAAACCAAUUCAAUAACCUAAUUUAUCAGCUGAUCUUUAAAUAUCUGAUAAAGAUUGGUUAGCCUUUAUAUUAGAUUGA